AUGAAGUUUGCAUCUUUGAGUAAUGGCUCCUUUAAAAGAUUAAGAGAAACACCGCCGGUGGAUCUCAGGCCUAGGAAGAAAUCAAGUCCCACACCAUCGGAUUCCGAAUCUGACAAUGAAAGUAAUGUGAAUAACAAGUGGAGAAAUUCAUUAGAUCAAGUUUUCAAAAGGCGAAAUACUAGUAAUAAUCUGGGUCGUAAGCGACGUUGGAAGAAUAAAGGUCCUUUUGUUCGAACCGCUCAAAAUCCCCCAUCGCCAGUUAAUGUAACGCCUGGUCCAACAUCAGUUAAAAAUGGUCCUCGUUGGGAAGAUGCUAGAAUUGAUUCCGUAAUUCAAUUAGCAACCAUUUCACCCUUUAAUGAGGAAAAAGUAACUAGACAUAUGGCGGAUUUGACAUUGGUAACACCGUCAUCACCAACACCACCGAUUGCGCUCCCUCCAACAGUGAAGCCCCAUCCAAUUUUCCAAAUGCCAGAAAUUGUUGAAAACAUUCUUAGAUUUGUUAGCGCUUAUGCAGAAAUACCGAGAGAAAAACCUUACGCGAGACGUAAACCUUUGUCAUUAGAGCAUGCUAAAUUAAUUUACAAAGAUGAGAAGAAAGCCAUGGAGGUUUGGAAUAACAGGUCUCAGAUAGGCGCUCACAACAGCAAUGGAGACGGUAAUGAAAUGAUGGGAUCUGUUAUGUAUAACUGUAUGAUGGUUAAUCGAUUAUGGUUUCAUGUAACUUUGGAAUUACUACUGGAAAAAUUCCAUUUUAAGGAUUUAACCAAAUUUCGCCGUUUUUUAAACGUCAAAAACCAAAUGAAUACUAACAAAAAAUUGAUAAAACCCAAGAUGAUGGUUCUGCAUAAAUUUCAUAAAUUACAACAGUCUGAACUAGAUGAAUUAUCGCGGUUCUUAUCGUGUGAGAGUCUGAAAUGGUUGGAAUUUUACAUCUGCCCCGAUGUCGUUCCACCAGUAGCAUGGAUUAAUCAGUUUAACAAUCUGGAAAAAUUGGUCUUGCCAGGUAAUAAGAAAAUUGAUGAUAAAUUUCUGAUACAGGUUUCCGGUCAUGUUAACAAUCUUAAAGUAUUGGACCUGCGAGCUUGUGACAAAGUUACAGAUUCUGGUAUCAUUGCGAUGGCGAUAAGAUGUCCACAAUUGCAGGCUUGUAAUUUAGGACGUCAUAGAAACAGUAGUAAUAUUACCAGUUUGGCAGUUGUCGCACUAGCAAGAAAUACAGAUGUUGAAACUUUAGGCAUGGCAGGUUGUAAGAUAACAGAUGCAGGGCUUUGGGAGUUAGCACAAUUAAGAGGCAGUCGAAUCAAAAGAUUAUCAUUAAACAAUUGUGAUCUGUUGACAAACCAUUCCAUUCCAACUCUAUUAGCUCUUAACUAUUUCCCUAAUUUAGCUGUAUUAGAAUUGAGACAUGUGGAUCAAAUAACAGAAGUGAAACAACUAGUCAAAUUUAAGCUCUGGAAAAGAUCUCAAAAUAUUCCUGUUUUGAUAGAAGGUUGUGAAAGAAUCACUAGACUGAUGUACGAUGAAGAAAAUCGCAUAAGAAAGUCCCACUCGCUAUUAGCAUUCGAGGAUAUGUCCACUUGGGUCAAUACCGAAAGUGAACUGUAG
Molecule: messenger RNA, 1608 nt
Organism: Zygosaccharomyces rouxii
Lineage: Eukaryota; Fungi; Ascomycota; Saccharomycetes; Saccharomycetales; Saccharomycetaceae
Gene: AMN1
Product: Amn1p
Exons: 1
Coding region: 1-1608 (535 amino acids)
Biological process (GO): SCF-dependent proteasomal ubiquitin-dependent protein catabolic process
Cellular component (GO): SCF ubiquitin ligase complex
Source: RefSeq, a predicted model, not a curated record